CCACGAAGCCCAAGUUUUUAAUUUUACUGACAUCCAGUUUUUUUCUUUAGUUGCUUGGACUUGAUCUCUUGGGCCCUGCCACUGAUCUGUGACAUUUAAUAAACAUAACUGACUCCAGGCUCCUUCUGCUCCGGUGGCAUUCUGAACUUCCCUCUAGCGGGGCUCUCGGAUGGAGCUGCCCUGGGAGAGCUGCUUUCACUGUGUGUCUCUUUGUACUGUUGAGAAUUUUUUCUGAUUUAUAUUAUUUUCAGUUAAAAAAAUUAACUGAGCUUCACUUCAAAAUGCUACUAAUUUCAAACCUUCUAUGCUGAACAGUGAAAGGAAGUGCCUUACUAAGGGAGACAGGAUGCUGACCCAAGGCAGGAAGGCCCCCUGGUUUCCUGCGUCUCCCCUAGGGCCCAGCAGCAGGUGCUCAGUGAGCCUUGGGAGGGAAAGAGAUGAGGGAAGUGUUUCACUCUGUGUCUUCCCACCCUGUCCUCCACAAAAACGGGGCAGGGGCCCUGCGUGCACAGCUGGCUCUAGAGCUGCUGGGGUGGGGAGAAGCCUGUUCUCCUUCCUUCCUGCAGUAGGUGUGGGUCUGUGGGGGCUGGUGUGAGCCUGGAGCGGACAGGACCUGCAGCCGUGAGAGGGGAAGCGGAGCAAGCAGGCGGCUUGCUGCUAUGCCGGACAGCUCCCUAGAGCCCUGCGUGUCUGCUCAGGCCGCCAGUGGAAGGAGCCUCUCCUGUCUUCCCCUUCUGAGUACUUGGGACUUGAGGCUCAGAAGCAGCAGAGAUGUCCAGCGAGCCACCCCCUCCUUAUCCUGGAGGUCCCACAGCCCCCCUUCUGGAGGAGAAGAGCGGAGCCCCACCUACCCCAGGCCGUACCUCCCCAGCUGUGAUGCAGCCCCCUCCGGGCAUGUCGAUGCCCCCGGCAGACAUUGGUCCCCCACCCUAUGAGCCACCGGGUCACCCAAUGCCUCAGCCUGGCUUCAUCCCCCCACAUGUGAAUGCAGAUGGCACCUACAUGCCUCCAGGUUUCUACCCUCCUCCAGGCCCCCACCCACCCAUGGGCUACUAUCCACCAGGGCCUUACCCUCCAGGGCCCUAUGCUGGCCCUGGGGGCCACACUGCCACAGUCCUAGUUCCUUCAGGGGCUGCCACCACAGUGACAGUACUGCAGGGAGAGAUCUUCGAGGGCGCCCCUGUACAGACAGUGUGUCCCCACUGCCAGCAGGCCAUCACCACCAAGAUUUCCUAUGAGAUUGGCCUGAUGAACUUCGUGCUGGGCUUCUUCUGCUGCUUCAUGGGCAGGUACUGCAGCAGGAGCAGCUGUGGCACUGGACUGGGACAGGCUGGGGACAAGGAAGGAGCAGCCCCAAGUGGCGGAAGUGCCCUGGUGGACACCUGCCCUGGGCCUGAGCCCACACUGUAUUUCGUGAAUGGUUUGUCUGUGAACUUGAUCACGUGGACCGCUGUAUCCUGCUGCCGCCCCUCUCCUGGUCUCGCACUGCCACUGCAUGGCCUCCUGUCACUGUGAAUCAUGGCUGGUCUCAGUUUGUAGUUUCUCAUUAAAUUGGCCCUUUCACUCCCCUGCCCUGGGCCUCUGCUCUCUUGCCUGGCUUCUUUCUUUGAGGGAAAGAGGGUGGGGGCUAGAAGUGGUCUAAGGACAGGGGCUUGAGUCCUCGGGGUCUUUGUGCUUGUGCUGCACUGACUGCCCAGGGAUGACACUAAGUAUCUGAUUAAACCACACCCAAACCCAAUGUGGACAAGCCGUGGGGUUCUAGCUGUGACUGGGUUGGGGUAGGAGUUGGCUUCACUGCGCUCAAAGGGCACCUUCCUAUCUCUGACACUGGUUUCACCUAUCUCCAUGCCACGGCAGAUGCCCACACUGUCUGCAGGGUGGAGCCCCCUGGCUUUAGCUCAGGGUCAUCCCACCCUGCAGGCAAAUACCCUUGCUCCCUUAAGCAAGACCGAGUCACCGGGGCUGAGGCUUCUGGUCUGAAGGCUAAUGGGGGGCAGCUAGUCAGCCCCCAGGUACUGAGCCAGCUCCACCCCUACUAGCCCUCAUCUGAACUGUGAAAAAUGGGUAGGCUUGGUCAGUAGUCGAAGACAAAUGUUUUCCCUGCCAUUUAACCCUUUUCUGAAUAAAACUUUUGCAGAUCCUCAA
Callorhinus ursinus (northern fur seal) is the source of this 2145-nucleotide messenger RNA. The record is from RefSeq and is a predicted model, not a curated record. NCBI's taxonomy places the organism in Eukaryota, Metazoa, Chordata, Mammalia, Carnivora, Otariidae.